This is a messenger RNA of Kuraishia capsulata CBS 1993, 3861 nucleotides long. RefSeq lists its product as uncharacterized. Bases 1 to 3861 code for a protein of 1286 amino acids. NCBI's taxonomy places the organism in Eukaryota, Fungi, Ascomycota, Pichiomycetes, Pichiales, Pichiaceae. Gene Ontology annotation, cellular component: membrane. The record is from RefSeq and is a predicted model, not a curated record. The transcript has 2 exons.
AUGAUUUUGUACUCGGGAUUUUGGCUUUCGCUAGCUAUUAUCUGUCACAUUGUUGGCAGCACCGAGAUUCACCAAUCUGGGUUUUGCUCGAUUCGCGGAAAUUGCGGAAAACGCUCUUUCUUUGGAUCUGAAUUGCCAUGUCCAUAUAAUGGGCCUGCAAUUGAGGCCUCUCCUGCCGAUCACGAUUUGCUGGUUGAAAUAUGUGGCGAUUCAUGGAGAGAUGUAGAUGAAACCUGCUGCGAUACAGCUCAGUUGAAGAACUUACAGGCAAACCUGCUCAAAGCGGAUCCACUAAUAUCAUCUUGUCCAGCAUGCCGAGAGAACUUCUAUCAGCUGUUUUGCCGAUUCACAUGUUCGCCGGAUCAGUCGCUAUUUGUGAAUGUGACGGGAACAGAAAAGUCUAUGUCUUCUGGUAAGGACAUCGUUACGGUUCUCGAUCAGUAUGUUGCCGAUGAAUAUGCUACUGGCUUCUUUGAUUCAUGCAAGAAUAUCAAAUUUUCCGCGACCAAUGGCUAUGCUAUGGACCUGAUUGGUGGUGGGGCCAAGAGUUACCAGGCUUUUCUCAAAUUCUUGGGUGAUGAGAAGCCACUUUUGGGAGGUUCGCCUUUCCAAAUCAACUUCAAGUAUCCCUCUCAGUUUGAGUCGUUCCCAGAAGGCUAUUCAUCGUCUAAUGGUACAGUUAGAGGCUGCAGCGAUCCAGAUUACAAAUGCGCGUGUACGGAUUGUCCUUCCUCGUGUCCUGUACUGCCUGAGAUCCGUGUUCCGUCUCAAUGCAAAGUGGGAGUGUUGCCGUGUCUGUCGUUUUCUGUGAUAAUCGUUUAUUCUGUGCUGCUUCUGCUGGUGAUCCUGGUACAUGUGAGAGUGGUUAUUGCGAAGGUAGAAGCGCGCAAUAACGAACUGCUUCACGACGACAACACGGAUGCCUUUUCAGAAGACGUCUUGCAGGGAGAUGAUGAUAGUUUGAAAGAUGACGAUAUCCAGUUGGCUGAGUCAUACUCUUUCAACAACUGGCUAGAAGGCCAUUUCAGCAAGUUGGGACUAUAUUGCUCUCUGUUCCCUAAGAUUGUGAUCGGUAGCUCUCUGGCAAUAACUUUGGUCCUUUCUGGGUUCAUAUUUUUCACCCAGCUAGAACGGAACCCUGUGAAUCUUUGGGUGAGUCCAGCUGCUGAAUCUUACAAACAAAAAUUGGUAUUUGACGAAAAAUUCGGUCCGAUGUACCGUAUCGAGCAGAUAUUUUUGUCUAGCUCCUCUUCCCCCGUGAUCGAAUAUGAAACUUUAAAGUGGUGGUUUGAAGUUGAGCAAAACAUCACUUCUUCUGUGGUAUCCAGUGCGGAUGGACCUAUCACCUUGGAUGAUCUCUGUUUCAAGCCAACUGGAGACUACUGCGUGAUUGAAUCAUUUACACAGUAUUUCUCGGGAGACAUAGAUGCAUUUGAUAGGGCUUCGUGGAAAUCAGAUCUCAAAGGAUGUGUGGAUACUCCAGUGAAUUGUCUACCUCCUUUUCAGCAGCCUUUGAAGAAGGAGCUGCUAUUUGGUGGUUCGCCAACUUCUAAUGUUCUGGACUCGGGUGCAAUUGUAGUGACGAUUUUGCUGAACAACUACAACAAUGAUUCUUCUACAGAUCUCAAUCGUGCUCAGAUUUGGGAACACCACCUGGAAGAAUAUCUGCUUCAUAUCAGGGAUAUUGCACAUGACAAAGGGUUAGAUCUCAGUUUCAGCACCGAGAUCUCUCUCGAGAAAGAACUCAACAAAUCCACAAACACAGAUAUUAAAAUCAUUGCGACAUCCUAUCUGGUGAUGUUUGCCUACGCUUCACUUGCCUUGGGAGGUAACCCGUUCUCUUUUGGAUCAGGAAUGUCAAAUCUUGUGCACUCAAGGUUUCUGCUGGGUCUCAUGGGAAUCGUUAUAGUGCUUCUCUCUGUGAGCUCUUCUGCUGGGUUUUGGGCGAUAUUUGGAUUGAAGUCAACGCUGAUUAUUGCAGAGGUGAUUCCAUUUCUCGUUCUUGCAGUGGGUGUGGACAAUAUCUUCCUAAUCUCCCAUGAAAUGGAGGGGUUCAAUUCUGCUUUUCCGGAUGAGUCCAUUCCAGAGAGAGUAGCUAAAACCAUGGGCAAAAUAGGUCCUAGCAUUCUUCUCUCCGCGUCAUCACAGUUCCUGUGUUUUCUGCUUGCGUCAGUGGUUAGCAUGCCAGCAGUCAGAAACUUUGCACUUUAUUCGGCUGUGGCAGUUCUGUUCAACGCUUUGCUUCAAAUGACGUGCUUUGUCUCGAUCCUUGCCUUGGACCAGCAGAGGGUAGAGGAGAAUCGGCUGGAUGUCUUGCCGUUCAUCAAAGUAUCUAGGCUUAGUAUUAUCUCACUUCCUGCUGAUGAGGAGGAUGGGUCUCUUUCACAGAUGAUAGGCGAAUCUACGGGGAACUUUUUUUCGAAGUUCAUGAGGAAUUACUAUGUGCCCUUUCUCCUAAGAGACAAGUUGCGCAACAUGGUGUUGGUGAUUUUCCUAGCUUGGUUUGGUUUCUCUUUGGCCUGGAUUCCAAAGAUCGAGUUUGGUCUGGAUCAAAGAAUUGCCAUACCAACAGGCUCAUACAUGAUUGAUUACUUCAACGACGUGUAUAGUUACCUUGACGUGGGACCGCCCGUUUACUUUGUGGUUCAGAAUCUGGAUGUCACUCAAAGAGCUAACCAGCAGAAGAUUUGUGGCCGCUUUUCUACUUGCGAUGAGUUCUCAUUGGUAAAUGUCCUGGAACAGGAACGCAAGAGACCGGAAGUUUCCUCGAUUAUUGAACCUGCAGCAAGUUGGAUUGACGAUUUCUUUCUUUGGCUCAACCCGCAGUUAUCUGAUUGCUGUCGUUUCAAGAAAAAUACCAAUGGAACAGAGACAUGUCCAUCGUGGGCGCCCGAUCGACAAUGUGAAGUUUGCUAUGCGGACAGACAAUGGGACAUCGCUAUGAAUGGUUUCCCUGAGGGUGAAGAAUUCAUGAAGUUUUUUGAAAUCUGGAUUGACUCUCCCAGUGACCCAUGUCCACUUGCUGGAAAAGCACCAUACUCGUCUUCUGUCAAGAGGACUGCUAAUGGGACUGGUAUAGACAGCUAUGUUUUCAGAACAUCUCACGAACCUCUUAAGUCCCAAAAUGACUUUAUCAACGCUUACAAGGCAUCUUUGAGACUUACUGAAGAGAUUAAUGAAUCGCUGGGAGAAGGUGAGGUUUUUGCAUACUCUCCUUUCUACAUCUUCUUUGUCCAGUAUGUCUCAAUAGUGAGGCUUACUUGCACGCUCAUGCUCGUCGCACUUGGUCUUAUUCUAGGAGUAGCCACACUGUUUUUGGGUACCUUCAAAGCAGCUUUGUUGAUGUUGCUGACAGUUGUCUUCAUCCUAACUGACAUCGCAGGUGUGAUGGCAAUGUGGGGAAUUUCUCUCAAUGCUGUAAGUCUGGUGAAUCUGGUGAUUUGCAUCGGAUUAAGCGUGGAAUUCUGCACUCACAUUACCAGAUCGUUUACGAUUUCAGACCACACCACAUUAGCAAGACUGAGGCCGAGAUUUAUUGAUCCAGACAACAGAGUUGGAAGGGCCGCUCAGUCUCUUGAAACUAUUGGAGGUUCUGUUCUCGGUGGGAUCACCUUGACAAAACUUAUUGGAGUUUGUGUCUUGGCGUUCACUAGAUCCAAGAUAUUCGAGAUCUAUUACUUUAGAAUGUGGCUUUCUCUGGUUCUGAUUGCAUCGCUGCAUAGUCUAGUGUUAUUGCCCGUUCUAUUGUCUAAAUGGGGAGGUAAAGGUUAUGCUUUUUCCCCAUUUGCUUCCAAUGUUAGUCAAGAGCUGGUGUCCCGCUUGCGCAGUGCUCACAGGAGAGAUAUCAUAGAAGAUGAGUAA